AUGAGGAGCCCGCAAUACGGUCCCCGGCCACGCUAUUCUCGUUUUAACACUUGGCAUCACGAGUGGCUACUUAACGAUAGGUCUGCUUUUCCUUGGGAACCGCAAUAUCCUACUUCACAAACAGGUUUUUCUACCUACAAUCAUCCUUCUUCUUUCGAUAACCCCUGUUUCUCCUCAUCUUCACCUUCAUCUUCAUCUGGCAUUUCCGCCUCCUCUCGUUUGUCUUCUUAUUCUCCUCAUUCGCCUCUUUCUACCUCGCCAUCUAUGCACCUUUGUGAUCAAGAUCAGCCAAAAGACAAAAAUUAUAUAUUCUCAUCAGGCCGCCAACGUUUUUCCCGUAUUAAUUUUCCAAACACUCGGGCUGACUUGGAUACUAAGAAGGAACCUUAUUUGACCAAAUCGUCACCAAGCUACCAAAGUCCAAAUAGUGCUAAUGACCAAUCUCCCUGUGAAAUUCGUCCCAGAGAUCAUUCUUCUCCC
Protopolystoma xenopodis is the source of this 480-nucleotide messenger RNA. The record is from the annotation of a GenBank genome assembly. Lineage: Eukaryota; Metazoa; Platyhelminthes; Monogenea; Polystomatidea; Polystomatidae.